Exophiala oligosperma is the source of this 1599-nucleotide messenger RNA. RefSeq lists its product as uncharacterized. Bases 1 to 1599 code for a protein of 532 amino acids. Lineage: Eukaryota; Fungi; Ascomycota; Eurotiomycetes; Chaetothyriales; Herpotrichiellaceae. The record is from RefSeq and is a predicted model, not a curated record. The transcript has 3 exons.
AUGGUCACUUGGGAUGGAUUCAAGAAAUGGAUUGUCGGCCGUGCCGUCGCGGAAAAGAGUGAGAAGAAGAUUCUUGAGCGCCAGUACAAAGAAGUCGAAGAAUCGCUCCGCCUGGUGAAAGAGAUUGUGAACGAAACUGUCUUACCAGUUCCAAACCGAUCGCCAGCAUCACUUCACAGUGCCUCUCUCCCAAGCCGACCAAACCGAAGGAAGUCCAACGACGACUCUCUCAUAUUGGCUACGAGACCUUCUUGCCAGCGAUCCAUGUCUUCUCCCAUGGUCACCUCAUUUCCCCAAGAGCUCUCGAGUGCUUGUCCAGCUGUCCCUGCAUGUGAGACUGAAAAUGCCCCGGUAAAGAGAAAUUACAGCUGCAAUGGAGAAUGGGAGUACAAAGAUUAUCCUGUCAUCAACCUACCGGAGAUGACGGGAUUUGGAAGGUAUCGACGUUCCGUGAAUGCGCCAAAGGAAUGGCAAAUGCAGCAUGCACAGCGCAGCCUACAUGAACUCAAGGACCAUGUCGUUGCUUACCUUGGAGACUGUCCCCCUGCAGGUAUGGACGCAGAGAUAUGGCGUGGCUUCAAGGCACAGCAUGCACGCACCAACAGUGUUGCAAGCACGACAAGUUCCACCUCCAUUGAUGAAAUCACUGGCACUAAAGUCAGCCGCGGAUUCUUCCCGUCAGCAGCUUCAAGUACCGACAGCUCGUUCAGAGAAUCGUCAAGCCAGUACAGACGAGACUCGAAUUUGUCCAAGGCUAGCGUGACAAGUCCAAGCACUGAUGGGGAGAGCUCAAUUGUCUCACCUCCAGCGGCCAUCCGCUUUUCUCCACCAAAGACAAUCCGCCCAUCUGGUCGCAGACAAUACUCGCGCCAUGCCAGCACUACGUCAAUCAGUCCCUUGGCUGUCAUCAGCGAAGUGCAGGAGAUCACAGCACCGCCUCGCCGGAAGAUUGAAAAGGCACUGAAGUUCGACAAUAAUGCCAACAAUGAGAGUGCGGUCGCAUCUGAUGAUGAGGAUGAAUUUGAGUGGGCUGACAUGCUCGAGCUUGGUGGUGGUACCAGCAAACUUACUGAUCGUCUACACCAGCAAUCCUCUUCCAAGGGUCAGGCCAAUGCGAAGAUUACAGCCAUUCGAAAGUGCAUCGUGACUUCAGAGAAGCCACCCAGGACUCGCACUGCCAGAAUUCGCAGAACAACAGUCCAUCACUCAAAGAUUAACAAAGCCGCAGAGCGCGCCGGCAAUACCCGUGUCACUUUUCCUAAGACAUCAUUAGACCAUGGCAAACCAACAAUCCAAGAGAAAUAUGACCAAGAACCCCUCACGUUCACCAAGAAAGAGAUUGGACACGCUAGGCUUCCAUGCGCCACAAGACCAGAACUUCCAUUGCCUCAACAAAUUCGCCAAGACCAGAGGUAUUCCUCACAACAUCCCGUAACUGGCAGACCAUCUGCAUGUCGGACGAACCAGUGGAUGGAGAAAGACAAUCAAAACGGCAGCACUGAAACAUUUCUCGAACCUAUCAAAGGCGACUCGAUGGCCUCAGCCACCUCUGCCGAGACUCUAUUUGCUGGACCUAAGAUGUCAAUGGUACAGACCUGA